This is a messenger RNA of Eurytemora carolleeae, 3605 nucleotides long. Its product is annotated as nck-associated protein 1. Gene Ontology annotation, biological process: cortical actin cytoskeleton organization; cell projection assembly; cell migration. The record is from RefSeq and is a predicted model, not a curated record. Gene Ontology annotation, cellular component: SCAR complex. Lineage: Eukaryota; Metazoa; Arthropoda; Copepoda; Calanoida; Temoridae. Bases 209 to 3463 code for a protein of 1084 amino acids. The transcript has 37 exons.
UCCUUUAUCCGUAUAUUUUAAGUUAAAAAUUGUUUUCAUUACUUAAAGUUUUAAAGUUCUAUAAAUUCUUGGUUUCCGGUUCACAGAAACAAACUUAUAAGUUUUCUAAGGUUUUGAUAAGAAAGGUUUGAUGAGGGUUUAGUGUAACUUGAUAAGAUACUGAUUUAAUAUCUAUUAUUUAAACUGAGAACCAAGUUUAAGGUUAAACAUGGACGGGUUGGAUAUUUUCUCUAGUUUACAUAUUCUACACACAAAUCUUCUUGGAUUACAGGUUCGGAUGAACUAUAUUGAGGAUAAUGGGAAACUCAGUUUACUAAACAAACUCAGUAAGAAAUGUGGAGAGAAAGAGAUUACAGAAAUGCUUAAAGCUCACAACCCUGCCAGGUUAAAAACUGAACUGUUCCAGGAAAUAGAAACGUUAUUAGAAUCCAAGGAUCUUGUAUCCGUCGGGUUGGAUUUACUCCGGAGAAUGGAAAGAUCAGGGAUGGAGCUGGAUCUAUCCUUCUCUCCAACCUUAUCCUUCCUCACACUAAACCUUGUGACGGAUCUGAUGGUUCUUCUAAGUUUAAUCAGGAAUGUGAAAAAUAUAAAACUUCUUCCUAAAAUUUACUCUAGUCUGGAUCCUGUAAGAGAAGAUGAAAUGAAGGUCCUGGAGAACUUUCUGGAGAAAUAUAGUCGUUCAGUUCCUGCUCUGACAACAGAACUUUCUCCAUGUAGAAGGAUGUUAGUUCCAUGUGUUCUCUCUGCUGGGAAGGUUUUAUCUAAACUAGAGAAUCGUGCCAAGUUGCUGGUUGAAAACCUACUCCAAUCCUCCUUCAUUCUAAUUAACCCGGAUGAACUAGACGGAAACACUACAAUAUCUGAUACAUUCAACGAGCAAACCCUCUCCAGGGUUGUCUUCUUCUCAUUUAUCCUUCUAGAUUUGCCCUGGAAAGUAUCUGGUAUAGAUGAUUCAGGGUUCCAGGUUCUUGAGAAGAUUCUAUCUGAGAACCUUGCCACCACAUUGUUCAGGAACAGUUUUUCCUCAUUACAUGGAACACUCCUGGAGCUAACUAGGAAUAAACCGGAUAGGGAGAAGAACAAGAAAAUAUCCGUCCUUCAAGGUUGGGAAGAGAAAACAAAUUCAAGUAUGAGAAAGGAGCAUAAGGAGAAAAGAAUGAAACUUGUGAUUGUACUGGAGGAGUAUUUGUAUAUUCUAGAGGAUGCUCCUGUUCUAAUUGGUCCCAAAUUCUUGAUGAUCAUGACGUUUCUAUCACAGGCUAACAGUGAACUGAGGUGGUGGGCACUGCAUUCAAGCUUUCUCCGUCUUAGAGGAGAAAUAUUUGAAAAUGACGCAGAUAUAGUUUCUCUAAUCUACUACAUAUUUAGAUACAAAAUCUUGUUAAAACGCAACAGGGAUGAUCUUCUUCAAUAUUCUCUCAAAUCUCUCAGAUCUAUUGAUGUUAGUGAACUAAGAGAACAACUUGGAAAUAUUGACUUCAAAGAAGAGUUCCAGGAUGUUAUUCUUGAAGCUCUGGAUUCUCUUGAGACAAUCAAGGAUGGAGGAAAUAUCCCUGAUAACUUUGUUCUUCUCUUCUCCAGGCUUCUAACUGUUCUCACGGUCAAACUAGAACAGAGUUCAUGUGUCAGCCGAAAAUCUCCACAGCUCUAUGCUCUUCUAGAGAUUAUAUGCCUACAUGGUCGGAUACUCUUGGAGGAACUGGAGAGUUCAUUUCAGGGUUUAGAUCUAUCAUUUCUCUAUUCUGUCAGGGAAUCAGUUGAAGAACUCUUUCUCCAGUGUAAAUCAGUGAUCCAUCCCAACCUAACUCAACUAAUAGCCUUUCCAGCGCUCUGCCAGGAUCUUCCCAAGAUUCUAUCAACUAAAUGUUCUGAGGAGUAUGAAGUAGUGGUCACCGAAUGUAAUAGUCUUGCAACUCAGUUUCUUCAGGCCAUUGUAGGAAACCUGAUUAAAGAUCUGGAUAAAUAUGUCAGAGCUGAACUCCAAGCUCAAGAUGAACUUCAACCCUGGAGAGCAGCAACCAAGGUUCAUCAGAAGAUCUCCGGAAAGAGAAGGAAGGGGAAGAAGGUGGAAGGAGAAGAGGAAGAGGAGGAUGUAGAGAAGGAAAUAAUCCGUAAAAUAUCUGCUGCUGAGAAACAGGAUAAAUCAUCGAAUAAAAAGGAAAAAACUUUCUCUAGGUCUGAAACGCAAGGUAUACUUCGGCAGAAUAUCGUAGAGCUUGAAGAAUGCUGUCUCCAGGUGGAAUGUAUCCAUGUAGGUCAACACAUGUAUUCACCUCCAGCCUUCCUUGCAAACAGAAUCAAACUCUACAUCAACAACUUUAUUGUUGAAAGUAUCCAAUAUCCUGUUCUUCCAUCUCAAGCAUUCAACAAAAUAUCAGGUAUGCUGAGAAGUGUUGGAAAUUGUACGGUAGGACUAGAGAUUUGUUCCUUGUACCGAGAUGUAAUGAUGGAUCUUCAGGAUACUAAACCUACAACUCUGGAUCUUUAUGUAACCAAGUAUUUAGAGGAGGUAACGAAAACCAUCCUGGCCCCAAACUGUCACUUUAACAGCCUUCUCAAUUGCUUCUGUAUCCUUAACAAUAAAAUGGAGAUACAGUAUACUAGAAUACAAGAGUUAACUAGCUCCAGUGAUCUGACCGGCCUGGUUGAGUUGACAGGAUUAAACGGGAUUAAGAGUAUUUACUCCUUUUUACAGUCCAGGAUUAGUGAUGGUUUAGAGAAGGUUUUCAGUCACAUUGAGUCUGGAGAAGAUACUGAUCCUAAACCUGACUUCAUCGAACCAGCAAUACAGGUUGGGAAGAUGAUUAAACUUCUGGAACUAGUUGAAGAAAACUGUCUCGAUGUAUCCAGAUCACGUUGUAAGUUUAUGGUGGAGCUCUGGGAGUAUAUUUUAAACUCCUGUCCUUCUCACCUUCCUGUUCCUAUAGAGCUCCUCCAGAUAGGAGCAGUCCUUGGAUGCACACAGACAAACAUGAUACUGGUUCGGGAGAAAUGGAACGACUCUAGAUCAGACCUUAAGAAGGAUCGGAGUAAUCUAGUCUCAGCUUUCACUAGGGUUAUACCAAUACUCUCCAGGCUACAGACAUCAAGAUUCUUCCUUGUUUCUCCGUCUCAGAAGGAUGGUCUCAUCACUCAUCAAAAUAGUUUGGAAUUUUUAGUAACUGCUCUGUCUCUGGUUGUAUCUCGGCUUGAACCUGAGGAUACUGCGAGAAUACAAAAUGUCGUCUUUGCUCCGAUGGAACAUCUCCAACCUUCGGCUCUCUCUCUUAUCAUUCUCAUUCAUUCGUUCUUCACACAACAAGGUGUGUUCGAAAAUGGAGUCCCUUACAACCUAACCAGAGUAUCCAAUAGUCUGACUGGGUUAAAUGUUAAUCCUGCUCCGGAUAUACCUAAUAUCAACCAGGAGAUCAGAUCAAAAAGAAUUUCAAAGUUUCUUAAAGAUUAUCAUAAAAUCAUAGAUUAAUCAUUAUUGCCUGUUUGUCUUUGCUUACUCUUAGAAGUAUUUGUUCUCAUCUUUUUCUAAAAAGUAGGUUUUGAUUUGUUGAAAAAUGAAGGAUGUAAAUGUAAUCCAAAAAACUAUUUUAAUAUAUCUAUUAUGAUUUUGA